Molecule: messenger RNA, 789 nt
Organism: Bipolaris maydis ATCC 48331
Lineage: Eukaryota; Fungi; Ascomycota; Dothideomycetes; Pleosporales; Pleosporaceae
Product: carbohydrate esterase
Molecular function (GO): hydrolase activity
Source: RefSeq, a predicted model, not a curated record
AUGCAUUUUCAUUCAACAUUGUCGUACCUUGGGCUUUUUGCUUCGUCGGUCACAGCCAGGGCCAUUGUAACUCCCCCAGAAACAGUGCCUAAACCGCCGUUCUUUGCUCUAGCCGGCGACUCAACCACGGCGCCGCAGUCGGAAAACGGAGGUGGCUGGGGCGCCGGCUUCAUCAACACGACUCUGCACGCCGGGGCGGCGGCAAAGAAUUUUGGCCACAACGGCGCGACAACGGUGUCGUUCCGCGAGGGGGGGGACUGGGCCAAUGUUCUCGCCACUGCAAAAGCUGCGAGCAACGACUUCGAGGUAUACGUGACAUGUCAGUUUGGACAUAACGACCAGAAACCGGCCAACAACAUCUCGAUUGAACAGUACUCAGCCAACCUUGCCAGGUUUGUUCACGACUUGCUGGAUAUAGAGGCGUGGCCUGUCUUGGUGACUCCGCUCAGCAGACGCAACUUCGACUCGGACGGCCGCGUCAAGGAGGACCUGGCGGCUAUGGCGGCUGCAACAAUAAAGGUGGCAAGUCAGACUGGUGCGCAAGUUAUCGAUCUCAAUGCAGCAAGCACAAAGUACCUAAAUGCCAUUGGGCCUGACAAAGCGCAUACAUACAACCUGGCGCCUUCGGACAAUACCCAUCUCAACAAUGGAGGAAGCAUUGUCUUUGGCAAUCUGAUGGCACUACUUAUGAACAAGGAGCUGAUACAGUUGAGCACAGAGUAUGUGUCGCCUAUCAAAGAUAUUGCGGAUAAGUUGGAGAAGGGCGAGUAUGUGUUCGCGUAUGUGUAG